AUGAGGCAUCCCAAGCGUUGUCCGAUGGCGCGCCCAGCCGGGAACUUGCAUGCGACUAACGGACAUAGCGCGACGAGCUGGAAAUCUUCGGCCAGUCGUUGCCAGCCACCGGCGCAAAACGCCUUGCACUAUCUUGCGCAACAAGACGAGGCGUCUCAUAUGGAAGCCUUGAUUCUCACAGAAUCGUCUGGGGAGAAGCGACAACAUCUGACUUUUGAACUUUGCCAGGAUCACCGCUCUGAAAGGACUUUGGAAACAACGCCCUUCGGAGACAUAUGGUCCAUGCUCCAGGAGACUGCUAGGCGACCCAUCCUAGGUGUACCCCCGGCCGGCUCUCAGGGGUUCAUCGUCUCUCAGGGGACUCAGCUUCGUUUCUAUAAAGCUGUUGAACUCUAUCCUACUACCAUUUCUUGUCUAGUACAUUGCGCAGAGACGAAACAGAAUUCACCUUUGAACCUUUCUGCUAUUGGAGGCGUCCUCGCCAUACUUCUGGGUCUAACCCAGGCGAACUCCGACAUCGUUUCCCUCUUCACCAAUGGCGCAGCCUACAUCUAG
Messenger RNA from Colletotrichum lupini, 555 nucleotides. RefSeq lists its product as uncharacterized. Lineage: Eukaryota; Fungi; Ascomycota; Sordariomycetes; Glomerellales; Glomerellaceae. The record is from RefSeq and is a predicted model, not a curated record. The coding region runs from base 1 to 555 and encodes 184 amino acids. The transcript has 6 exons.